AGCCAUGAAGCCCCCAGGAGGAGAAUCAAGCAAUCUUUUUGGAACUCCAGAAGAAGGUAUUCCUUCAAGCAAGCCUAAUAGGAUGGCAUCUAAUAUUUUUGGACCAACUGAAGAACCUAAAAACAUACCCAAGAGGACAAAUCCUCCAGGAGGCAAAGGAAGUGGUAUCUUUGAUGAAUCGACUCCUGUGCAGACUCGACAACGUCUAAACCCACCUGGUGGGAAGACUAGUGACAUAUUUGGGUCCCCAGUCACUGCCACUGCACCCCUGGCACACCCAAACAAGCCCAAGGAUCAUGUUUUGCUCUGUGAAGGUGAAGACUCUAAAUCUGACCUGAACGCUACAACAAACUCCACACCCAAAGGAGAACAGAGCGAGAAGGGAAGCUCAAAAGAAGCAGACCAUGCCAAAAUACCAGAGCCUACACCUACAGUUGACAGUCAUGAGCCCAGACUGGGGCCACGACCUCGUUCCCACAACAAGGUCCUGAACCCACCAGGAGGCAAAUCCAGCAUCUCCUUCUAUUGAGAGGCUCCUGCUCUACCUGUAAUCAGACCAGACACUCAGAGAUAGGGUGUUGAAUGUUAGUGCUUCUUUUAACCCAAACAAGUCGGGGUGGGAGAGGGUUUGUCAUGCGUAUGGGGUUGGCUGCUCAUGGGCCUUGUUGCCAUUGGAAGAGUGGCAGAGAGAGAGGACUGUGCCUUCCAGACUGCCAAGAUACACAUCUGUGGGGAUAAAAUGGGGCGUUCUUAUGCCUCCUCUCUAGUUGUUCUGUGUAGAACAAUAAGGUUCUGGGGAGGGCAGAAGAGACAGUUCCCAUUAGCAAAAGGAUCACUAGGGUCUAUCUUACUCUGUAUCAGCAAUCUGCUGGCUGUUGGACAUCUAAGAAUGGCUUGAUCAGGGGAAGAAAAAAAAAAAAAAAAAAAACCAGUCUACCUAUCCCUCACUGGUAUGGAGGAGAAACACAUAAACGGAACUCUUAAGACAGAGUGAAGUCUACAUAGCCUCUCCUUUCAGGGAAUGCUUAUCACCAAAAUGUUCCCACCUCUAAGAUUACCUCUGAACCCUAGUGUCUCCUCCCCUUUUCCCCCCCUCAGUACAUCACCCUAUAGUGUUGGAACAUGACUGUUCUUUCUGGUAGCAGUCAACAGAAAGUCAAACAGUUAUUGUAAGUCUUGUCCUGAGUGGAACGUUUUAUAUCCUGAUCCUCUGAAUUGUGCCCUUCCUGCACCUAAAACUGUGGCCAGGUCUAGGUAGCAGCCUGUCUUCCCCUAUGGUUGGCUUGGUUCCUGCCAUGCCAGAAUUGCAUAUGGGUUUUGUUUCUCUCAUCAGCCUUAAAUCUGGGCCUUAGUUCCUCACCCGUGAGGGGGCUCUUGCUAUCCAUGGUUCUUCUAUACAUAAGGUCUCGGGCCUCUGCAGGGCAUAAAACACUGCUCUGAUAUGUCCAGGUAUUGGGUGAAUUCUUGGUUUCCCAUCUUGCUUUGUUCCUGUAGUUGGGAGGAAGACCUGCUGAAGGAUACUGGGAUGGACUGGUUUCUUUACCAAUCUACAGAGGUUUCUUAGGAAUACCCAUGGGCUGUGCUUCUAACACCUAGAGAAACGUCACUGUGGUCCACCAAAGCAAAGAAGCUGCUUCUGACUUCUCAACCUCGCUCACAAACAGUGCUCCUUGGGCCUGGGUAUUAAGUGUUUUGGUAAUAAAGUCACAACUGUCAUCUGACAGCAGAGAUAGUGGGCUCCACAGUCAUGCUGCUGCUACGUGUCCCUCCUGGUCAGCCCUCAAGGGCUGCAUGCAGCCAUGGUUUCUUCUUUCCCCCUUCCGGUGGGCGUCUGUGUAAAGGGCUAAGUGGUGCUACUUUUGUUUCUAGUGCCUACAGAGCUUCAUAGCAGAUGCCAGAAAUGUCCUCAUUAAAUUUUGGAAAGCGACCUUUUUGAAGUCACACUUAUAUUGACCUAGAUGUUUAAGUGCCUGCAGGAGCCACCUGCCAAAUUCUGCUUCCUACACCUGGUUCAUUGAGGGGUCUGACCAUGGCUUUGUCAACCAAAGAGUUUUUCCCCUUCAGGUGCCCUGUAUCCUGAAGCUAAGAAACAUGUACUACAUGUGUGUGAUUCUGUAACAAUUGAAAUGGGUUGUGGUUUAGUCAUGAGGAUGUCAUUUGAAAUUCAGAGCAUUUUUUCCAUUUUAAGAAAAUGUCAUAAAUGUUUGCUUUAUUUAGCCCAGACACUAAUGUCUUUAACUUAUAAGGAAAUAACACAAUGAUAGAAAUAAACCUCUGUUGUAACUGCUUUCUUAAGUAGAAAAUGAUUUGUGAAUUCUAAAUUGGAUUGUCAAGAAGGAAUCUGACUUGAUCACUGCGCAGGCCCUGAGGUUAGCCCACUGAGGAAAGCUGCAGCCCCACUUGCUGGCCUGGGUAGCUGGGAGGGAACUGGGCCUGAGACAGCUCCCCUAUCUUUCUGUUUUUCUCUGAAGCUGGGCUUAGAGCAUGGGCAUUCUGCCUCCUGGAAGGAGUUGCUACCCAGCUAAACCCAAUGGUAUACAGAUGUUAUACAGUUAUCACUUGCAUUAAGCCUUAAAACUCUUUUUAAGUGCAUUUGGUGCCAACAUUUUUCUAGCACUGUGUCAGCAAGAAACCUGUCCUUACAUCACAAUGUAAUUUUGAUAGUAAUGUUUUGUUAUUUUUAUGAGGCAGAAAUGGGUAUAAUGGUUGAAUUAAACUUAGUAACCACAUA
Molecule: messenger RNA, 2731 nt
Organism: Cricetulus griseus (Chinese hamster)
Lineage: Eukaryota; Metazoa; Chordata; Mammalia; Rodentia; Cricetidae
Source: RefSeq, a predicted model, not a curated record